CUCCUCCUCCUCGCUCCUAUUUCCCUCGCGCUCCUUCCAUUUCCCCGGAACAAUUCCACGCGCCCCCUCCCGCCCCAUCUGACGGGCCAUCACACAUACAGGGUCACUACUACGGCCAACAGUCUCACCAGGGACCAAUGCCGCCAGCGGCUUUUGUAGCCGCAGAUGGGAGAAGUUUAGCGGGGCGCAGGAAGCGCAAGGCGUUUGAUGAUGCUGAAGACGACACAAGAAAAACCAUGCGGAAUCUUAGUGUUGAAGAUGAUCCUGAUUUUGAGGGUUCGUCUGGACCCUACCCAUGCCCACGUUGUGGCCGGACUUUCAAACGCAAGGAUUCAAUGAAAAGACAUAGGUUCAAACGCAAGGAUUCAAUGAAAAGACAUAUGCCCUCUGAUAGGUGUACCCAGAACUUGAAGAAGAAGUUGUUGCAAGAACUUCAGAGCAGUACGGUCGCGGCUGCGCCUCCCGUCGCCGCACAAGGGUCAUCCUCAUCUCAGCGGCCAGGAGCUGCACCGAGCUCGGCGACGCAACAAUCCCAGCUCUCGACUGUGUUCCAUGGAGAAGUUCCAUAUUUACCCGCGGUGCAAUCCAAUGUCCAGGCCCCACCUGUACCGCGUCCUAUGGAACCCUCUCGCGCGGCUACCAAUUCCAAUAGCUUUCUGUCUAUAUCCGAACCGCGCUCUGUGCAGCAACUUAAUGGGUCGCCUCCAUCCACCGUCAUGGCGGAAGAUAGAGAGGGUCUCUUUAUGCCUCCGACGUCUCUCACCCUUCCCCUCCCGACUGCGCAUGCAAUGGAUGCCCCAGUUCCCGAUGAAAACGCAGCCGCGUCUCCAUUCGUUUAUGAUUUUGGUGCCCUCGAAGCCGAUUAUGAAGCUUGGUGCUCGAAUGCCGAUUCGACACAUGAUCAAGCACACCAUUGGGGACUGGGAAGAAAGAAGAGAGAUGGAAGCCCGAGUGAGGGCGGAAAAGGAGGCGACGAAGGAGGGAGGAGACCGAGAGAGUACAGGAGGAGGAGGAAGGAGUAAAAGUGUACCAUAUUAUACUCAGCCUGGACACCGAACAAACUCAUACGCGCACCAAAACUUCUUAAACGUGAACCCCAUGGCUAUUUGUACUUUACUUACACCCUUACCCUGUUGUGAUAUUCCCCAGUACAGCCCUGACAGGGCACCACGUCACGCGUCUUAACAGAUUACUUUGUUUGUUGCGGUACAGAAAUAUAGAAAUUCUCUCUCUCAAGCACACCAUUAUUAUCAUGAUCUCUUUGGAAUUAUUUUAAUACGCAUGAUUGUACCUAGG
Molecule: messenger RNA, 1296 nt
Organism: Suillus clintonianus
Lineage: Eukaryota; Fungi; Basidiomycota; Agaricomycetes; Boletales; Suillaceae
Exons: 3
Coding region: 138-1022 (294 amino acids)
Source: RefSeq, a predicted model, not a curated record